UGUAACCGUUCUGGUGUCACCGACCGGGCCGAAGCGGACCAGACAUUGAACUAGACAACGGCUGGAGCAUCGCCCUGUCCUCGCUCACUCUGCUCGCAUCCCGAAAAUCCCCCGCCCUCCGUCUUGAGCCAAAUCUCGGGGGCCUACUGGCUCCAGAGUUGCUGGCGCCCGCACGGGGUUCCGGCAUCUCCGCGUGCCCACCGUGUUGUGGCCUCAAGGGAACGUUGUUGCAGCGUCUGCUGUCCGCGGGGCGGGACGGGGCGGGGGGCUGGGAGGCUCGGCACAGCGAAGGACGGUCGCAAUGGAUUUCCGGGGGUCCCGUCGACCCCGUUUGGGCCCGUUGGGUCCCUAGCGCUCCAGAGGCUGGCAGCGUCACCGGACAAAGGGCCCCGGGUGGGGGUUGUCCCCGAGGCGGGCGCGCGGGUUUACUUCCUCUCCGGUCCCCAUGGGCGCGCUUCCCUCUUGGCUGAUCCCAAAGCCUGCCCUGCCACCGUCGCCGCACCAGUGGCUCUGACUGCAUGGAACCAACAGGACUAAUGCUACCCGGCGGAUUUAAUCCGGAUCGGGACCCGGUCCCAGGGGAGGCCUCCACCACCCCUCCUAUUGUUUGGGGGCCCAGCCCCUCUCAGGUGCGCCCUCAGACUGGAAGUAACGGGCGUAGACGUCGGAGAGCCGGGACAGUGGCCGUCUCUGGAACUCCGGGUAACAUUGGUGAAGGAGGGCCGCCCCGGGGCCUCCAGAUAGCGCUGCAAUGGCGGUGCCCGAGCGUGUGGUCCAUGCGGUCGCCGGCCUACAGGGCCCCGGUGUGGCCCCAGUGCUGCGCUGCGCGCCGACCCCCGCGGGUCUGGCCCUCCAGCUGCAGCGGUCCGCUGUCUUCGAGCGCGUCCUCGGCGCCGUGGCCGCCUACGCCGCGCCCGCUGUGUCCGCCUCACCGGGCCCGCGCGUCAUCCUGCACUGCCCGGCGCUGCGCGGCGCGCCCUGUGCACUCCGCUUGAGCCAGCUGCGCGCCGUGCUCGUGGCCGAUCACCUGUCUCGAGCUCUGCACACUCACGGGGUGAGUGUGCGUCUAGUGCCAGCCGUGCGGGACCCGCAUAUGCUGACCUUCCUGCAGCAACUGCGAGUGGACUGGUCCGCUGCCUCGGAGAGAGCUGCGACCGAAGCCCUGAGGAGCAGCGCAUUUGCUAAGCUUACCCCUGCCAAUGACAGGGGAGCCCUGCCCCUUGGCGUCCUGGGCAGAGUGUGCCUGAAGGAGCUGGUGGAAGAACGGGGACGCACAGCUGGCUAUGACCCCAAUCUGGACAACUGUCUGGUGACUGAGGAUCUGCUCUCCGUGCUGGCCGAGCUGCAGGAGGCUGUGCAGCACUCGCCUGAGGACAGCUCCCUAGGCCUGGCUGCAGCUCCAGAUGCUCAUGCAGAUAGCUGCAUGGUUGUACAUGUGGUGAGCUGUGAGGAGGAGUUCCAGCAACAAAAAUUGGACCUGCUUUGGUGGAAGUUGGAUGACCAGGCUCCUCUCAGACAGAAGCACCUGGUCUGUGGCCCAGUGAAAGUAGCUGGUGCACCCGACACCCUGACUGCCCCCGAGUACUACGAGCUCCGGCAUGCCCAGGUGUGCAAGGCCUCAGCACUGAAGCAUGGCAGGGACCUGGCACAAGACCCAGCCUGGACAGAAACCUUCGGAGUUCUUGCUGUGGCAAGCAUUAAGUUUGAGAUGCUCAGCACAGCCCCCCAGAGUCAGCUCCUCCUGGCUCUGGCCGACAGCAGCAUUUCCACAAAGGGCACCAAGAGUGGCACCUUUGUCAUGUAUAAUUGUGCUCGUCUUGCCACACUCUUUGAGGGUUACAAGCGCAACAUGGAACAAGGUCUGUACCCCACUUUUCCAGCUGUGAACAGUCUGGAUUUCUCACUGCUACAGGAUGAGGGUGAGUGGUUGCUGCUCUUCAACAGUGUCCUCCCCUUCCCAGACCUCCUGAGCCAGACAGCAGCCCUGGCCUGCACAGCCCCGGGGCUCCACAUCACUGCACGCACAGAGAUGGUCUGCAAGUUCCUGGUGCAGCUCAGCAUGGAUUUCAGCUCAUACUAUAACCGUGUACACAUCCUAGGGGAGCCUCGACCACACCUGUUUGAUCAAAUGUUUGCCCGUCUGCAGCUUCUGCGAGCCGUGCGUAAAGUGCUCCACACUGGCCUGGCCAUGCUGGGUCUCCCUCCACUGAGCCACAUCUAACGCCACAGAGGCCCCAAUAUCUGGGAAUGUUCACAAAGUCAUCAACUAGAAAAAAAAUUUUUAAAAAAGAACAGGAAAAACCUACAGAUUUUGUUAGAGACCUAGAGCCAAAAUAAACUUUUGUUACAAAGC
Molecule: messenger RNA, 2353 nt
Organism: Equus caballus (horse)
Lineage: Eukaryota; Metazoa; Chordata; Mammalia; Perissodactyla; Equidae
Gene: DALRD3
Product: DALR anticodon binding domain containing 3
Biological process (GO): tRNA C3-cytosine methylation; arginyl-tRNA aminoacylation
Molecular function (GO): tRNA binding; ATP binding; arginine-tRNA ligase activity
Source: RefSeq, a predicted model, not a curated record